This is a messenger RNA of Prunus armeniaca (apricot), 615 nucleotides long. The record is from the annotation of a GenBank genome assembly. Lineage: Eukaryota; Viridiplantae; Streptophyta; Magnoliopsida; Rosales; Rosaceae.
AUGGCGAUGCCUAAUCCUUUUGGUGAUGUGGGGUUGAAUAAUUUUCGGAGUAGUAAUAUUGUGGUGAUCAACAACAAUUAUAAUCAUCACCAGUUGCAUAUCCACUUUCCAGCACAAGAAAUCAGGCCAGAUGCUGCUGCUUCUUCCACGUUUAUGAUCCGCCAUGGCAUUUUCGCCUUCACCAUCCCCACAGCCAUGUCGUUAGUCCAGAUCCGAUAUCCAAACCAAAAUCUAUUCUGCACCCACCCUUUACUCAUGGUGCUUAUGAUGUUUAGCGUCAUCGCCUAUUCCUUGGCCUUCAGCCUCGAGCUACUCCUCCUCACUGUCAGUGGUGCUCCUCAUGAUGACGAACGCCCUCGCAAUUGUUCGCUUGCGUCUGGUUCAUUCUCCCUUGCUUUACUCUUGGGGCUUCUGUUUUCUCCACCCUCCUCCUGGCCCUGGCUCUCAGUGCUUUUGUGUUUUUUGCUGGUCACGCUGCUGGCUUUUGCCCCGAAACUGGGUGAACUCCUUUCUCGGUUUGGCCGGGGACGAAACCGCCUAAGGAGGACAAGCUCACCACCGUUACCACUCAGCACCAACAUCAUAUGGACUUCUGGUAAAGAUCAACCGCAAUGA